Molecule: messenger RNA, 681 nt
Organism: Psylliodes chrysocephalus
Lineage: Eukaryota; Metazoa; Arthropoda; Insecta; Coleoptera; Chrysomelidae
Source: the annotation of a GenBank genome assembly
AUGGUUGAAUUUGUUGUUAAUAAAGUCCGUAAUGUGCCCGAAAAUGAUAUUGAGAAGGACUUUUCUUUAUUUUCGGUGAAUUUUUUACGCCGUUGGAAAACGAGUGGAAGAAAGUCGGAAAACUUUUUAAAGCAAUAUAACUACUGGCUACAGCAUUAUAUCUGCAAGCCAACUAUGGAAAAUUCUGUUCAAACAGUAGGAAGACCUCUUAAAAAUUUUUCUUUGGCGAGCGAUACAACGAAAAGAAUACAUGUAAAAGCAUUAGUUGCAAGCCAUUCGCCCAAAAAAUUAUUAUUUGCAGCACAGUCUAGUCUAAUCAAAACCGGUAACAGAAAUGCAGCCAGUGUUAUAAAAAAGGCAAUAACCUCUAGUCCUACCACCCUAAAGCAUUUUAAAAAGAUGAGUAAAAGUAAAACCGAUCAUCGACCAUACUCUGUUGAAGAAGCACUUGCGCUUAUAACGAAUGCCAAACUAACUACUGCCCAGUAUAAACAGAUAAGAAAAGAAGCCAAAAAAAGAAAAUGCAAUAUCUACCCAUCGUAUAAUAUAAUACUUGCUGCCAAAAAGAAUUGUUAUCCUAAAAAUAUAAAUAUAAAUGAAACUUCUGCUCAGGUUCCUUUGCAAAAUGCCACUGUAUUAAUCGGUUAUGUAUUGCUCAGAAAGAUGUUAUCGAUCACGUAG